AUGACAACUUUGAUGAAGAAAUAUAGCAUUGUUCACAAGGUGGCUAUGGCUUAUCAUCCCCAAAAGAAUGACCAAGCCAAAGUAUCUAACCAGGAAAUUAAGCGCAUAUUGGAAAAGAGUGUAAAACCUCAUAGAAGGGAUUGGAGCUCUAGGUUUGGAGAUGCGCUUUGGGCUUACUGGACAGCCUACAAGACACCGAUAGACAUGAGUCCGUUCCAGCUAGUCUAUGGAAAAGCAUGUCACCUCCCAGUAGAGGUUGAGCAUAAGGCUUAUUGGGCCAUAAAAGAGUGUCAUUCGGGGUUGGGGAAAGCCAAAAUUGAGAGAAAAUUGCAAUUGGAGGAAUUGGAGUGUCUACGGUUGGAGGCAUAUGAAAAUUCAAGACUCUACAAGGAAAGAAUGAAGGCGGUGCAUGAUUGGAAUAUCAAGGGAAGAAAAUUUCGAGUUGGAGACACCAAGUGCUCCUCUAUAAUUCAAGUUUAA
Arachis ipaensis is the source of this 480-nucleotide messenger RNA. RefSeq lists its product as uncharacterized. The record is from RefSeq and is a predicted model, not a curated record. Lineage: Eukaryota; Viridiplantae; Streptophyta; Magnoliopsida; Fabales; Fabaceae. Gene Ontology annotation, molecular function: nucleic acid binding.